GCGCCUUUUGACGACCGUACCAGAGACGGACCAACGGCCGAAACAAAUCCGACUGAUAAGGAAUCUUGGCGGACGGAUUUUUAAACAAUCGUUGCAAUAUUUCGCUGAUUUAUGUUUUGCACCUGCAGCGCGUCUGUUGUUGACGUUCAUCGCACGGAUCAGCGGUCUUAGUCGUCGGAGGCGGUUCGUUGUAAACAAUAACAAUGGCCUCUGGUUCCCCGUCGUCCUCUCCGGACACUGCGACGGGCUCCGGUACGGAUCCAGCCCGGCCCGACACGGGGGAGCCUCUCGGCGGGGCCGGCUCGGACUCUGAUUCGGACUUGGGUUUGAGUAAAUUUGACUGCGGCGCCAUGGAGAUGGGGGACCAGAUAGAGGGGGACGAGCUGGAGCUGGAGUUUGAGUCGGCAGCCGACCGUGUGAAGGAUCUGAUCCAGACAGCCAGCAGGGACCAGCUGCUGUACCUGUAUGCCCGCUACAAGCAGAUCAAAGUGGGAAAGUGCAAUACAUCAAAGCCUGGCUUCUUUGAUUUUGAAGGACAGCGAAAAUGGCAAGCCUGGAAGCAGCUUGGAGACAUGGAGCCGGAGCAGGCAAUGCGAGAAUACAUUUCCCUUGUCAACGUGUUAGACCCUGAGGGCGCCACAAAGGUAAAAAACGAGCACCUCUCAGCAUCCAGAUGUGAUAAUUUACAGCUUUCUGGCUCUUAACAUGCUGUGAGAAAA
Molecule: messenger RNA, 719 nt
Organism: Fundulus heteroclitus (mummichog)
Lineage: Eukaryota; Metazoa; Chordata; Actinopteri; Cyprinodontiformes; Fundulidae
Product: acyl-CoA-binding domain-containing protein 6-like
Exons: 3
Coding region: 204-704 (166 amino acids)
Biological process (GO): fatty acid metabolic process
Molecular function (GO): fatty-acyl-CoA binding
Source: RefSeq, a predicted model, not a curated record